AUGGCUGCGCACCUGAGCUCGGGGCGGGUGAACCUGACGGCGCUGCGCGAGGCCGGGCGCAGGGAGCUGCGCGAGUUCCUCGACAAGUGCGCGGGCUCCAAGGCCAUCGUGUGGGACGAGUACCUGACGGGCCCCUUCGGCCUCAUCGCGCAGUACUCGCUGCUCAAGGAGCAUGAGGUGGAGAAGAUGUUCACGCUCAAGCCGGGCCGCCUGCCCCAGGCCGACGUCAAGAACGUCAUCUUCUUCGUGCGGCCCCGCCUGGAGCUCAUGGACAUCAUCACGGAMAACGUGCUGAGGGAGGACCGGGGCCGCGCGCCGCAGCGCGACUUCCACAUCCUGUUCGUGCCGCGGCGCAGCCUGCUCUGCGAGCAGUGGCUCAAGGAGCAGGGCGUGCUGGGCUCCUUCAUCCACCGCGAGCAGUACAGCCUCGACCUCAUUCCCUUYGACGGAGACCUGCUCUCCAUGGAGUCCGAGAGCGCCUUCAAGGAAUGUUACUUGGAGAGUGACCAGACAAGCCUGUACCAUGCGGCGAAGGGGCUGAUGACGCUGCAGGCUCUCUAUGGAACCAUCCCUCAGAUCUUUGGGAAGGGGGAGUGUGCCCGGCACGUGGCUAACAUGAUGAUCAGGAUGAAGCGCGAGUUCCCCGGAAGCCAGAACUCGAUCUUUCCCGUCUUUGACACCCUCUUGUUGCUCGACCGUAACGUCGAUCUGCUGACGCCUUUAGCGACRCAGCUGACGUACGAAGGGCUGAUUGAUGAAAUCUAUGGAAUUCAGAACACUUAUGUGAAACUCCCUCCUGAGAAGUUUGCUCCAAAGAAGCAGGGUGAUGGUGGCAAAGAUCUGCCCACAGAACCCAAGAAGCUGCAGCUGAAUUCUGCUGAAGAGCUGUAUGCGGAAAUCCGUGACAAGAACUUCAAUGCUGUGGGGUCGGUGCUGAGCAAGAAAGCCAAGAUCAUCUCAGCAGCCUUUGAGGAAAGACACCACGCUAAAACCGUUGGAGAGAUUAAGCAGUUUGUCUCGCAGUUGCCACACAUGCAGGCAGCAAGGAGCUCUCUGGCGAACCACACCUCAAUUGCAGAACUCAUCAAGGACAUCACCACAUCGGAAGAUUUCUUCGAUAAUUUAACAGUGGAACAAGAGUUUAUGUCUGGAAUAGACACAGACAAGGUUAACAAUUACAUUGAAGACUGCAUCGCUCAGAAACAUCCCUUAAUUAAGAUCUUGCGUCUUGUUUGCUUGCAAUCUGUGUGCAACAGUGGUCUAAAACAGAAGGUUCUGGACUACUACAAAAAAGAGAUUCUCCAGACUUAUGGCUAUGAGCAUAUAUUGACAUUAAACAACUUGGAAAAGGCCGGACUCUUGAAAUCACAGACAAGUGGUAGGAAUAACUACCCAACAAUCAGGAAAACCCUGCGCUUAUGGAUGGAUGAUGUUAAUGAACAGAAUCCCAACGAUAUCUCCUACGUGUACAGCGGCUACGCGCCGCUGAGCGUGCGCCUGGCGCAGCUCCUGGCUCGCCCAGGCUGGCGGAGCAUAGAAGARGUUCUAAAGAUGCUGCCUGGUCCCCAUUUUGAGGAGAGGCAGCAGCUGCCUACUGGCCUUCAGAAAAAACGUCAGCACGGUGAGAACCGAGUCACUCUGGUGUUCUUCCUGGGAGGYGUGACGUACGCAGAGAUCGCAGCACUCAGAUUUCUGUCUCAAAUGGAAGAUGGGGGCACAGAAUAUGUCAUUGCCACCACAAAACUGAUCAAUGGAACAAGCUGGAUCAAAUCCCUCAUGGAAAAACUGGAGCCUGCCCCUUUCUAGAGUCUGUGGCAAGAGACUAACACUAAGAGGCCGUGUGUGAUACAGGUGUGUGGGUCUCUGGUCUUCUGGCAUGGCUGCCUAUGCAUCAGAGAAGGAAGAGACUCUCCUGAGGCCAGGUUAUGAUGCAGUUACCCACAUUCCGCUCUGCACUUUGGUGUUCCUGCUCUGUGUGGAACUUCCUGACAGACAAGCAGUGCUGAAAUGCACUUUCAAUGAAAUAAUAAAAAAUAGGAGAAAGAGACAUCACUGCCUGUGGUCUGAAUACUCAUCCCAGUGCUAGGGGAGGGAGCCUGGUCCCUCCAUUAGACAGUUAGCAUUUUUUUUUCUUCCUUUCAGGCUAGUUUUAAUCUGGUAAUGUGAUUACUUUUUUUUGUUGCCUUCCUAAGAAGGCAGGAGGCAGGAUGUCUUCUGCUUCUUAUUGCAUACUAAUAUUUCUAGUCUCUCCCAUCUGGUAAUUCUGUCAGUGCACUGAGAUCUGCUGCUGUCAGAUCUGUACUCAGAUGUGCUUUGAAAGGCUGCCACUACGAGCCCCCUAAAAYGGGCUGAUUUCCUUUUCUCUGGGUUCCCUCCAUAUUCUGUAUUUACAGGGAGCUACAGUGGUUUCCUUUCUGGGCCAUGCUUAGGCUCUGUGCAGAACUACUGUACUGUGUUUAGACCUACAAACAUUCUUUGUUCUGGGUUUAUUAAUGCUGCUGUAUGGGUGUUACCUGAGCCAGUAAUUUUUGUGAUGUCUUCUUUAUGACUUAGACU
Nothoprocta perdicaria is the source of this 2556-nucleotide messenger RNA. It is a transcript of the gene VPS33A, whose product is annotated as VPS33A, CORVET/HOPS core subunit. The coding region runs from base 1 to 1806 and encodes 601 amino acids. The record is from RefSeq and is a predicted model, not a curated record. Lineage: Eukaryota; Metazoa; Chordata; Aves; Tinamiformes; Tinamidae. The transcript has 13 exons. Gene Ontology annotation, biological process: intracellular protein transport; vesicle-mediated transport. Gene Ontology annotation, cellular component: lysosome; CORVET complex.